AUGCCACGGCUGCUGCAUGGGAAGAAUAUUCUUCACAUGGUGGCUAUUGGGUCCAUCGAGUCGAUCGCUAGAGACUCGAAUUCCGUGGAUUGGUCGACCAGUCUCGGGCCCGUGAAUGAAGUUGAGGACGUGAUACUGAUGGACCCGCACUAUGAUCUUACAUCAGCCAGGAUGAAUAAGUUAUUCUCGCUGUUCAACCCUGGAGAGGAUGGCAUGGUGUCGUACGAAGGUUUUCGAUGUGGGUUGGAGGCCAUGGGUAUCGCCUGUGGUGACGACGAGCAGUUCCAAGCGUUUAUUGACAAGGUAGAUGAUGAUAAAAGCGGUGGUAUUACGUACGAGGAGUUCUUGUUCGCUAUCCAGGAGAUCAAACUCGCCCAACUUUUCAACGAGGAUUUCCUGCGCAAUAUGCCGCCGGAAUACACUCACAUGAAGCGCAGACGAGUGGGGAAUGCGCGACUGGGGUCGAUCGAGUACUCUCCGGACCGUAUUCGCAGCGUGUACCCCAUCGACCAAGUGCAGAGAUUCAUCUACUCUACCAAGCCAGGGUGGGCGUCAGUGCGCUGGAUCAACGUGGAAGGCAUCGAUCCUCUACUCAUGAGACGGUUAUCGGUACGAUAUCGUCUCCACCCGUUGGCUAUUGAAGACACUCUGGAUGCAGACGUAGAGAGACCGAAGUACGAAGAAUACGACGAACAUUCGUCGCUUAUCGUACAGACAGUCCACGCCCGAGACUUGGCUAUGGUCAAGGACUACCAGAGCAUGUACCGUGCCUCACUUUAUGUGCAGGACGACGAUAUUUCCCCCUUCGAGAGUAUGACGAAGAAGGAGCUGGAGGAUCGCUUGGAGCAACUUAACAUCGGAUGUGUCAUGACGGCACCACAGCAACUUAGUCUGUACAUUAUGGAGGACGUUCUGAUCAGUGUUGAAGAAAGGUCCAGUACACUCUGGGCCAUGCUGAAGCAGCGAUUGGAUACUUCGUACUCCAAGGUGCGGCAACACGGCACAGCGUUCCUGGUGUACACAGUUGUGGACAUUUGUGUGGACGAGUUGACGCCGAUCACGCACACUUUUGGCUCGAAGUUGCUCAUGCUCGAGCGCCUGCUCAGUCUCGAUCCUCGACACUUCGACGUCGGUCGACUAGCGAGUUGUACGAAGCAGAUUAAGGGGCUCCAAGUGCUCUGUAAGCCCAUGAGCGAGCUCAUCAUCCAGCUGUCGGAGUUCGACGAUUUCGAGGGAGAGACGCUGCGGUAUCUGCGUGACGUGCUGGACCACGUCACCACAAUCGAGGAAGACUGCGAUCGCCAUCUGGAUCGAUGUCGCAGCCUCAUGGAAGAUUUCCACAACACGCGAGCCGCGCAACAGAAUGACGUGAGCUACAUCUUGGCUCUAGUGGCGGCCAUCUUUUUACCGGCGCAGUUUCUGACCGGGCUGUAUGGCAUGAACUUCACCAACAUGCCCGAGCUGGAAUACCACAACGGGUAUUAUGUCUGGUGGGCUGUCGUUCUCUUGAUCGCGUUUGCUACGGUCGCGUUCUUCAAGUUCUACAAAAAGUGGCUGUAA
Molecule: messenger RNA, 1560 nt
Organism: Phytophthora infestans T30-4
Lineage: Eukaryota; Oomycota; Peronosporomycetes; Peronosporales; Peronosporaceae
Product: CorA Metal Ion Transporter (MIT) Family
Exons: 2
Coding region: 1-1560 (519 amino acids)
Biological process (GO): metal ion transport; transmembrane transport
Cellular component (GO): membrane
Molecular function (GO): calcium ion binding; cobalt ion binding; magnesium ion transmembrane transporter activity
Source: RefSeq, a predicted model, not a curated record